Messenger RNA from Plodia interpunctella (Indianmeal moth), 4895 nucleotides. It is a transcript of the gene Reps, whose product is annotated as RALBP1 associated Eps domain containing. The transcript is spliced from 6 exons. The record is from RefSeq and is a predicted model, not a curated record. Gene Ontology annotation, molecular function: calcium ion binding; protein binding; molecular adaptor activity. Bases 212 to 2305 code for a protein of 697 amino acids. Gene Ontology annotation, biological process: clathrin-dependent synaptic vesicle endocytosis; endosomal transport. Gene Ontology annotation, cellular component: cytoplasm; plasma membrane; intracellular vesicle. NCBI's taxonomy places the organism in Eukaryota, Metazoa, Arthropoda, Insecta, Lepidoptera, Pyralidae.
AAUUAAUGGCCGCACAACCACAGGCAGCUGUCACUGACAUUUCGUUUGCUUCGUGUAAAUUUUGUGAUGUACAUUAUUCGUACAAGUUUAAAAUCCGUCUAUUUAUCAAUGAAUAAUGGUGUACAUUAACAGAUAAUGUUUAUUUUUGUUGGUUGUUUUAAUAUAAACCUUUAGAAUUGUGCGAAAGUCCGUAAAUCGUGGUUGUUUUAUAAUGGAGGAUCUCAAUUUGACAGAAACCGAAAUGAGAUAUUUCGGUGAUUUGUUUUUAUGUUGUGACGAAGAGUCUAAUGGGAAAAUACCUAUUUUAAAGGCAACAGAGUUAUUUAGAUCAUCGAAUGUAUCCAAUGAUGUCCUCAAACAGAUCAUGGAUAUCAGUGUGGCGCCUAAUAACUGUUCAGCGUUGAAUCAUAUGAAUAGGAAACAAUUUUAUUCAGCUUUGAAACUAAUAGCAGCUCACCAAACAAACAUGUCAUUGAAACCAGAGUUGCUGUCAACUGCCCUUGACCUGCCACUUCCGCGGUUUACGUGGGCCCUUAAUUCAGAAGCUAAUGCCGAUUUAAUUCAGUUGUCAAAUUCUCCAAAGGAGCAACAUAUCCCUAAAAGAGAAAGAGGCUUUGCCAAUACUUUGGCAGCGUAUGAGCCAAUAAGGGUGUCAUCGAAUUUAUCUGACAGUGAUGGCCCUCCAGCUUUAUCUCACGAUGCAACUGAAGGAUUGAGUACGGAUUCGGAGAUGGAAUCUGAAACAAUGUCACAAAGAUCUGGUUCACACGGGCGGCGAGGUAAGAACGGGUCUCCAUGGAGCACGGCCAGCGAGAGCCCCACGCCGACCAACAGCGUGGCGGAGCGCGUGCACCCUCUGUGGGAGCACAGCGCCACCGGCCGCGGGGUCUGGCCGGCCAACACCACAGAGGAACACACCAGAUUGCUAGGCACAGAAGAAGAGUCUUCAGAUCGGCAUUCGUCAGAGGAAGAUGGCGAGGCGGAGGCGAACGAAGACGCGUGGGCGAUCAGCUCUGCGCAGGCGCGACACUACGCCGCGCAGUUCGCGCAGCUGCGGCCCGAAGCCGGUAUGCUCUCCGGACACACUGCCAAAUUAUUCUUCGAGAAGUCUCGCCUCUCCGUACCCGACCUGCGCAAGAUUUGGCAACUGUCAGACAUCACUAAAGACGGGAAACUAACGCUGGAAGAAUUCAGCAUAGCGAUGCAUCUGAUUGUCCUGCGACGGAACAACAUGCCUGUUCCUGAAGUGUUGCCUGCUUGUCUCGUGCCCAAGGUUGACUCGCGAUUCUCCCAGCAAGCGGUGACCACUGACUUAGUAGACCUCGGAGCAGACAUGUUCAGCUCAGGAUCCUCCGCAGACUUCAGCUUCGUCCACAAACCCGACGACCCCUACGAGGCCAAGCCGAAGAAACCAGAAGAGCGGCCGCCGUCUCUAUCCCCCAAGCCUGAACCGCAAAUCAACAAUAAGGAGUGGACGAAAUUUGUCGACUCCCCAACUUCCAGCGUUUCGAGUCCGGGCCCGAAACCGGUCAAUUUUGAUUUCCACAAGUCAGCUUUAGAAAGAGACCCCAAGAUUUUCCAUCCCGUGGCUCUGAGGGUGACGCCCGAUGCGAAUACUUUACCGAGCCACGGCGAAGGAGAUAUGAGGUCGAGUACAUCGCCAAGGAGAGACGAUUUCGCGCACGCAUUCGAACUCGCUAGUCCAAAGCGACUGAAUUCGCAACCGCCGACCGAACCGCCACCGAACGGGAACCCAGAAAUCAAGUCUAUUCAGCGGCCGCAGCCGAAGAAGCCUUUGAAAAGCGCCGGGGCAUUGCCCCCUCCUCCGGCCAGGGAAUCGUCGGUACACGCGGACGACGGGCCGCAGUCGCUGCAGUACGCGCCCAAGAAGGAGCCGCCGCCGCCGCCUCCGCCGCGGCCGCUGCGGAACCACACGCGCUCCAGCUCACUGGACCUCAACAGGCUGAAGGGCGCGGGUCAGCCUCCGCCGCAGCCGCCGCCGCGGCUGUCGCCCGCCGCCUCGCCGCCCGCGCGACGCCCGCUGCCCAGCCAGCGCAGCGAGGGCGAAUACGACGGCGAAGGAUUCGGUUACAACCGCGAGGACGCGCCGAAGAUGCACGGCGCCUUCGAAGUGUACCGGAAACCGCGGGAGUCCCCCGGCUCGCCGGACCCGGACGUGAAGGCGCUGCAGGAGCAGAACGCAGUGCUGCACCGCGUGUGCCGCGCGCUGUGCGCAGACCUGGCCGACGUGCAGCGCGAGCGGGAGGCGCUCCGAGUGCGCCUCGACCACUCCGCGCCGGUCUAGUCAAUAUACUACCGCUAGACCUAUAUGAAUCUAAUAAUCUCUUGAACUUCAUGCGAACGAAAUCUCGACGUGAGCUCGUCCAACCUUGUCUUUUGGUGAGUACAGUUUUAUUAAUAUUAAUAGUACACUGAAAAGUUAAAUUAUGUAUCUAUUAUGUGAGAAAAAUUGGGACAUCUUACCUUAAAUCAUGUGAAUAUUUAAAUUUUAUCAAAACAAGUAUGGAUUCCGUCAACAUGUAUUUUGACGCAAACCUUUGGUCUACUAUAUAAGAACAUAAUUAUUCUUGUCUUUGACGUUGACUGUAGACGAAGGUAACAAUUUUAAAGUUAUACACGCUGCGUCACAUCCAUAUUCCUAUUUUAUUUCAUAAUUAUUAUCUCAUCUCACUUUAAAUGGAUGUUAAAUCAUUGAAAUGGUAUCGCAAACGCCAAUCGUAUACCCAAUAAGGGUUACAGUUUUUUAUCACUGGGUGGCGCCACUGGUGACUGAGGUCCUGUCACUAUGGUUUAUAUUAAAAAUCCGUUAAAACUAUUCAACUAUGCCUUUUCAUUGGACCUUACCACCACAAGCGCCUCUAGUGUAUUAAAAAGCAAUCUAUACUAUCUUGUCGUAAUAUGUUGUAUAGCCAAAUGUCUUUAACGAACAUAAGUCUAUAAUAAUUUCAUAGUCUUUUAAUAUUGACUUCGGACAUGGUAUGAAAAGUAAUUCAAAAUAUAUAGUUUAAUGUUCGUUAGUGACAUAUUUUUUGGCCUUUGUCAAUGUCAUAUGGUCACGACUAUGUGUGACAGAUACAUAAAAUAGGCAGAAAUCGUUAUCAAAUCGAUGUAAUGUUUCGAUAAAUUUAAAUCGUUUUGUCUGCAAUUACGAGACGCAUUCAAUACCAUUCACUUUCCGAUUGCAAGCAAGUUCCACUAGCUUGGAUAGAAAUGGUACUGUUACAUUAUCAUUAAUUUUUUUUUACAUAAUUUUAAUGUAAGAGGCUAUAGUAAAAUCUUAUAUAUCUGUUUACAGUAUUUUGUAUUCGUUCCGGAAUUGAUUUUUAUCGCUACAGCACUUUAUAUCGCAAUGAGAAUUGGUGUUAACGCAAUUUCGCAUAUGUAGCACGUUUUUAUUUUAAAAAACAUGUGUUUAAAUGUCAAUCGGCUUUCCCCUUCCAAGAGACAAUAUUGUAUUUUGUAACAUAAUAUUCGGCCAUUUUGUUUUAUCAACAUUUUAAGAUGGUUGUGCUAACACUAUUUUAUUUACUACUUGUGUAUAUGAAUUACAUUUAAAACGCAAGGCAUUAUUUAUAUUAUUGAUAAUUUUAAGAAUUUUGAUAUCAAUGUGAAGCGUAAACGUGUAAAAAUUGGGAUAUAUUUAUUUUUGUCACCUUUUUAUGAAAUUAUGCAAAUUUACAGGCCACCUUUAUGGCAUUUAAUUCGAAACUAACAUAUAAAUAAAUAAAAAUUAAAGUGUGUGGUGGCGCUUAUAAUUGCUUAAAUAGCAUUCCUUAUUUUAUCGUAUGUUGUAAUUUGCUUUAUUAUUGUAUAAAAAUAUUUAGGAACGGAGUACCACCUGAUGAGAGUAUUUGUUGAAAUAUGUGAAUGUUGUAAAAAAGAAUUAGGUAUAGCGAAUGUAAAAAAAAUGAUGGAGGAUCAGUGGACCACUGUGCAGUUUGUGAAGACUUCGGUACUCGAUACUUGAUGUAUUAAAAUAAUAUUUACUUUGCCAUAAGUACAUUAUCAAAAACUAACCUAUAAAUUAUAAUUAAAAUAAAACGUCAGCUUGUGAAAAAAAUUCUUGCAAUUGAUUGCAAUAUAAAAGUACAAUAUUAAUAGUUCAAGUAAGGGUAUAAUCUUUGCCUUGCAGUGUAAGGAUAAAAAAUAUUUUAAUUUAAAUGAAGUCAUUUUAAUUUACUUCAGAAGCCAAAAUAGCUAAACUUGACCAUAUCAUUAGUCAUUUAAUGGCCUAUUUUAUUAUAUUAAAAUCGUUCAUAGAACCCAGUUUUGUGAAGAAUUUAGUGAUAAUUCUAAGAAGUUUGGCAAUCAAUUAUGGACUUAAAAGAAAAAAUGACUAAAGUAUAAUAUUGUCCACUCAUAUACAAAUGUCAGAUUCAUUUAGGCGAGAACAUUUAAGUGAGAAAAUCAGGUUAUAUUUGGUUAUCAAGUAUGGUAUGAUAUAACUAGCAUUAUAUUGCUAUCGGGUACAGAAGCGUCACAGAAGCACCGUCGACUGUAUGUAGGUAGUUAGACGCAGUGCCUCGCGCCGCAAGCUAGAUGUUGUAAACAAAACGUGCAGAAUUGAGUGAAAAUCCUGUAUUAUAUAAGAUUGUUGUAAAAGUAUUUAUCUAUUAUUUAGUCGUAUUUUAAGGAUAUCAUACUCCCAUUGAAGCAGUCUUUACGUCAGUGUAAAUAUUUGAUUUGUCCAUGCAUUUGACCAUUUCCUCGCUUAUAAAUAAAAAUAACCUCUUAUAAAUUUCGGUCCAAUUUUGUACUACUGUAUUAGCCCGUAUUCACUUACUAUAUUGUACCUAUUUGUUUCGUAAAAUUUAUACAGUACUGCUUAAAUAUUAUUGUAGUAAAUUAUGUACAAUAAAUUUAUUUCAAAAGUA